AUGCAGAAGACUAAAAGAAAAUGGGAGAAAACCACAAACUUUACUUUCUGUUCUGGGCUCUGUGAUUCUGGGAAUUGGACGCGUUGCAAGGGAAAGCUUUUCAAGUAUUGCAGUUCACCUUUGAGCCAAAAGCCAUCCUUCCGUACCCACUCGAGUAGCCAUUCGACAUUCAAUAUGAUGCCCACGACGUACAUGAUUUCCAUAUUCCUACUAUUUAGUAUCAUUAUUUCCAGCUUUUGCGUAUUGGAGGGAUUAGAUCAUCUCAAGAUGUUGAGUAAUUGUACCGGCGCACCUUUCCAUGAUAUUACGGAUCAAAAUUUGAUAUCAAGAUUAGAGUCUAGUUGGCCUGAUCUACGUGAGCGAGAUUAUAAAGGAGCACGUGACCAGAAAUUUUGGAAGCAUGAAUGGGUAGAACACGGCACAUGCUCUACUACACCCAACGAUUAUAAGGCCUACUUCAAUUUGGCUGUAGAUUUGAAGAAUAAGCACGACAUUUUACAGACACUUGGACAAAGCGGAAUUCGGCCUGCAGGACAAUUGAGAACUGUUAACAUCUCUGAAGUCCAUUCAUCCAUUGUUCGAGCUACAAGAAGACAGAUUCAGAUAAGAUGCAAGAUCAUUAACCAAAACAAGAAAAAACCUCACGUUAUGAUGUCUCCACUGUUGUAUGAGAUUAUCAUAUGUUAUGACCCUAGAGGAACUAAGUGGCACCGACCUUGUGCAAUUCCGAGUUACGAUUUGAAAGAUAUAGCCGUUUUCGUGGAGAUUGCGAAAAGCUGA
Molecule: messenger RNA, 780 nt
Organism: Fraxinus pennsylvanica
Lineage: Eukaryota; Viridiplantae; Streptophyta; Magnoliopsida; Lamiales; Oleaceae
Source: the annotation of a GenBank genome assembly